Molecule: messenger RNA, 2731 nt
Organism: Pieris brassicae (large cabbage white)
Lineage: Eukaryota; Metazoa; Arthropoda; Insecta; Lepidoptera; Pieridae
Product: protein draper-like
Exons: 6
Coding region: 30-2495 (821 amino acids)
Source: RefSeq, a predicted model, not a curated record
AUGUUUUUCGCGAAUAGUUGAGUGUUAAAAUGUAUCGCAUUUUGUUUAUUUUAGGCUUACUUACAGCAAUAGAAUGCCAAGUCUGCACCAAGAGAGUUAUGAGCAGUCGUUGGGUUCCACAAACUUAUGUUAAGUCAUACAGGGAAAAUUAUCACGCCCAAUGCUGGUAUGGUAGCUGUACGAGGUCGAGGAUAGCUACCUAUGUAGACAGCAAGUGGGUCCAGAAAGUUGUUGUUGAAAAUAAGAAGACGUGUUGCGAUGGUUAUAUUCAAACGGAUGAUGACGAACUAGAAGAUAACAUUCAAUGCAAUCCUAUUUGUAUACCAGCUUGUAAAAAUGGCUAUUGUGAUAAACCAGGAGAAUGCAAGUGCAACGAUGGUUACUUCUUUAAACCCCGCAGCACCUAUGAAUGCCUGCCAUCCUGUAAAAAUGAUUGUGGACGAGGGCAUUGUAGUGCCCCCGAAACAUGCAAAUGUGACUUUGGAUACGUUUUUCAAAACUAUACAUGUCAACCAAUCUGCAAUGAGCCCUGUAUAAAUGGGACUUGCAUUGCACCAGAGACCUGUGAAUGUAAUAUUGGCUAUCGAAAGUCAGAGGAUAACACUUGUGCACCAUACUGUUCUGAGGGAUGUACACACGGAACAUGUGUUAGCCCAGAAGUUUGCGAAUGCGUCGCUGGAUUCAAAAAGUCUGAAGAUGGAUGUGUACCACAUUGUGUUAGUGAUUGUGGUUAUGGUAUUUGUACUGCACCAAACGAAUGUACAUGUAAUGAAGGAUAUAAAAUAGAAAAUAGAACUUGUAUACCGCACUGCCACGGCACGUGCGAGCAUGGCAAAUGUAUUGCUCCAAAUACGUGUGAAUGCGACGAAGGUUGGUCCAAUGUUUUUGGUGUUUGUCAACCAAUUUGUUCAAUCCCUUGUCGAAAUGGUGCCUGCAUUGGUCCAGAUGAGUGCCUGUGCGACACUGGGUAUGAGAAAGCCGAAAAUGGUUCUUGUACUCCUCAUUGUGCAGAAUGUGAUAAUGGCAAAUGUAUUGCUCCAAAUACGUGUGAAUGCGAUGAAGGUUGGUCCAAUGUUUUUGGUGUUUGUCAACCAAUUUGUUCAAUCCCUUGUCGAAAUGGUGCUUGCAUUGGUCCAGAUGAGUGCCUGUGCGACACUGGGUAUGAGAAAGCCGAAAAUGGUUCUUGUACUCCUCAUUGUGCAGAAUGUGAUAAUGGCAAAUGUAUUGCUCCAAAUACAUGUGAAUGCGAUGAAGGUUGGUCCAAUGUUUUUGGUGUUUGUCAACCAAUUUGUUCAAUCCCUUGUCGAAAUGGUGCUUGCAUUGGUCCAGAUGAGUGCCUGUGCGACACUGGGUAUGAGAAAGCCGAAAAUGGUUCUUGUACUCCUCAUUGUGCAGAAUGUGAUAAUGGCAAAUGUAUUGCUCCAAAUACAUGUGAAUGCGAUGAAGGUUGGUCCAAUGUUUUUGGUGUUUGUCAACCAAUUUGUUCAAUCCCUUGUCGAAAUGGUGCUUGCAUUGGUCCAGAUGAGUGCCUGUGCGACACUGGGUAUGAGAAAGCCGAAAAUGGUUCUUGUACUCCUCAUUGUGCAGAAUGUGAUAAUGGCAAAUGUAUUGCUCCAAAUACGUGUGAAUGCGAUGAAGGUUGGUCCAAUGUUUUUGGUGUUUGUCAACCAAUUUGUUCAAUCCCUUGUCGAAAUGGUGCUUGCAUUGGUCCAGAUGAGUGCCUGUGCGACACUGGGUAUGAGAAAGCCGAAAAUGGUUUUUGUACUCCUCAUUGUGCAGAAUGUGAUAAUGGAAGAUGCGUGGCUCCAAAUAUUUGUGAAUGUGAUGAUGGUUGGGUCAAAAAAAACUCAAGCUGUACUGCGUUAUGUAACACACCGUGUGGGCAAGGCUUUUGUGUGCAACCAAAUGUGUGUGAUUGUUAUUCAGGAUAUAAACAAGACAUUCGGGCAUUAGAUGGUGAAAUUUGUGUCCCUGACUGUGACUUAUGUAAUAACACAUGCGUGGAACCUGAAUGUGUGUGUGAUUAUCCAUGUUGUACCAGUGUGGAUUGUAUUAAAAUAUAUCAUACGGAAGGGAAAACGACAGUAGAAGACAGUAAUACUACGGAAAGUUAUACAAAAAGUACAAACUACUUGAAUACAACAACGAGUAUAGAUCAUUCUAUAACCUAUUAUGAUGAUAUUUCGACUGACGAUAUUUCGACCACAGAUAAUGAAGAACUAUCAAAACAAACAAAAGACGAGCAUGCAGGAUAUCCAUACUGGGUCUAUUUUCUUUUCCUGGGUCUUAUUAUAGUAGCAGCACUUUCUGUGUGUAUGAUACUUAUCGCAAGCAGGAAAAAGAUGCAGCACUAUUUUAAAGGUGGUACCUAUAAAAUACAUGAUCCCUACCCUCAAUGCAAGGAUUUGACAAUACCUCAAGCUAUGUCUGGUAGCUUGUCUUCGAUUAUAUCAUACUCUGAUAUUAAGAACAGAAAAGAAUCCGUUCAUAUGUAGGAUUAUAAAAGAUGGGAAGAAAUAUUUUCAGUGAUAAUUAGUACUUAUAAGGAAUGGUAUUGAAUGUUUUAUUAAGCAUUUACAUUAAUUUUAUUCGUGUGUUAAAGUACGGCCAUCUAUACGACAUGAUUGAAAACUAAAUGAAUGUGGCAAACAGACUGAAGAAUAGUAUAGACCAUCGAUACUAGAUGUCGCUAUAAUAUCAUUUAAAGUAAAGUUAUUUAAUUUAAAUUAUU